Molecule: messenger RNA, 1207 nt
Organism: Capsicum annuum
Lineage: Eukaryota; Viridiplantae; Streptophyta; Magnoliopsida; Solanales; Solanaceae
Exons: 4
Coding region: 243-767 (174 amino acids)
Source: RefSeq, a predicted model, not a curated record
AUGAAGGGAGUAUAUCAAUUGACCUUUUUAGUAUCAUUUUAUUUCAACGUAGAGCAUUAAAAUGUUCGGUGAGAGAGUGGGACGUGUCACUGGCAAGAGUCUAGAAUGCGCCCAUGGUUUUGUUGUGAAGUGGAAUUGAACGUGCAAUGUUGUUUAGUGCGUAAAUAUACUACCACAGGUAAUAUCAUAUCAGUAGGCGUUGACGGUUACACCGAAUAGUUUUUUCACCCUCUGACAGUAUCAUGGAUCGGCAUGUAACGGUGAGGAAACCUAGCCGGAGCGACGAAGUUGUUGACGAAGAUGAGCAGCUGCGAAUCGCCAACCAGGUCAAAGCUUUGUUCGAUGCUCAAGCACCUAAAAGACUCCCAAAACCUAACCGAAGUGAACCUGAUUCACUUACUCCGACGUCAACUUUAGUACAGGAUUUCCCUAUUCCUCAACUUGACAAUCUCCGAUCUCUUCAAUCUCAGGGUGGUUGUAUUUUUUCGGGAAGUAAUUGCUCGGAGCAAGAAGAGUUUGUGGAAACUCAGUACUACAAUGAGUUGGUUUCCAUCGACAAACAACAUCACACGACUGGAAGUGGUUUCAUAAAGGUGGUCAAUCAAACGAAUGGAAACAUUUACAAUCUUCAAUUGAAUGGUGUUCAUGAGAAUGGCAGAGCCAAAGAGUUGAAGACUAACCCGGCGACAAACGAUUGGAUUCCCUGCAGUGAAGAUUAUCAGGUUGGAUUCACCUCCUCAAAACCGAGCCGGAGCGAAAGUGAUUAGUUGACAAAGUCAAGAAAGCAAUCAGAUGGUGAAGGUGGUUUGUUCUGUUUUCCUGAAUUUGUUUGUUAAAUCUUGACUGAUAUUGGAGAGAGAAAUGAGAUAUGAUAUCACUGCUAUGGUGUUAUUAUUUUAGAGGAAGACGUGGAGGUCGAGGAUUAGCAUUGUAGAAGGUAGACAAGUGUCGUAUGUUUGGUAUUGCCUAGUUUUUUCUUUCUCCGGUAUGUAUUAAUAUCCGUUGUUGUUGUGUUGUCUCCUUUUCUCUCUUACUUUACUUUGAAUUGUAUGCAUCAAUCGAUCAACUAUUAACUGUUUCUCAGUUGCAUAUUAGUGGAGACAACUUUUAUGCCGCUAGAUUGUGUGUACUUGACUGUUCCACACUUCCACUGAACUUGAUUGUGUGUACUUAACAAUUCUAUGGAUACUAUAAUCUUUUGUAUUUA